AUGCCUGCGUGGGAUUUGCUUGAGCGUUCCUACGAGGUGAAACGCAUUUUGGUAGAUCGUCAUAUUUCCUCGAUCUUGAACUUGCCUACGUUAGACAAAGAAACUACGAGCGGAUUGUCGAAGCUCGCUGAUGACGCACAGCAACACGUCGCGGCAUUAAGCGCGCUAGAAAUUUCCAUCACGCCCGAGGUAGUCGUCCACGUCUUGAGAAGUAAAUUACCGAAAACGACGUUAGAAAGGUGGGAAGCGACUCUCGAAAUGGGCGAAUGCCCAGGGCUCGAACAGAUGUACGAUUUCUUAUACAAAACGGCGGUAUGCGUGUCGAUGCGUGAAAGGGCAAAGGAAACGGAGAAGUGCAAGGGCGAACCUCCCGCGAAAAGGAAACGAUUUCAGCCGGAAAACAAGGCCUUUGUGUCAAAUAUCGGACGGCAGAUUAAUCUGUCGCGAGCAGGACGUGACUUGUAUCUGCAGAAAACACGACUAGGUUGGGUACUUGCUGGAGAAACGACCGCGCGUAUACAGUCAAGAUUAGAAAUGUGCGGUAUGACAAAAUUGGAAAAUCAGUUAGAUAAAUUCUGGGCAAUCGAGGAAGUCGCGACGGAUAGAUCAAGCACGAGAACAGAAGUUGGAUGCGAGGCGCAUUUCAUAAAAAACGUUUCCCGGUAUGAUAGCGGGCGUUAUACGGUUCGCUUGCCGUUUCGCGAAACAAAUAGGCGACUUGGCGAUUCGCGCGCGAUUGCACUCAAGCGCUUCUCGGCGUUAGAACGAAAACUCAGCGCGAAUGAGUCAUUGAGAGUCGAAUACACUCGUGCAAUAGACGAAUAUAUAAAAUUAAAUUAUAUUUCCCCGGUUAAAGAUUCCUCCGGUGAUGGAUAUUAUUUACCUCACCACGCGGUGAUCAAGGAUACGAGCAGUACCACCAAGGUGCGAAUCGUAUUCGACGCGUCCACUAAAUCGAGUACCGGCGUGUCUUUGAACGACGUAGUGAUGGCAGGUCCGUUAAUACAGGACAAAUUAUUUACACAUUUAAUCAGAUUCCGUGCAUAUAAAUAUGUCAUCACCGCGGAUAUUGAAAAAAUGUAUUUGCAAAUAAGAUUGCACAAAGACGAUCGGCGUUACCAACGACUGCUAUGGCGACGAAAUGACAAGAUAGAGACGUUGCAAUUUAAUACUCUUACGUUCGGCGUCUCGUCUUCGUCCUUUCUCGCGAUCCGAACUUUGCAUAAAUUAGCGGACGAUGAACACGAGAUAUAUCCUAAGGCAGCCGAAAUUCUUAAGUCCCAUCUGUACGUAGAUGACCUUUUAACCGGAGCCGAUAGCGUUGAAGAAGUCCGAGCCAUUAGAGAGGAAAUAAUUGCGCUGCUCGCACGGGGCGGUUUCGCCAUCAGGCAAUGGGCAUCCAACGAUGAGCGUUGCGUGAAUGAUCUCGCGGUCGGCGCCCUUCACACAAAAUUCACAUUCGGCGGGGAUCGCUCCUUAAGAACACUUGGCGUAGUGUGGUGCGCGCGGAACGAUGAAAUAUGCUAUUCCAUACGGCCAAUCAAAAUCGCGAAAAAAUUAACAAAACGGAGCAUAUUAUCGGAAAUAUCAAGGAUAUUCGACCCUUUGGGCUUGUUGGGUCCCGUCGUAUUAUAUGCCAAAAAAUUGAUGCAAGACGUAUGGAAAUGCAAAUUGGAUUGGGACGAGUCCGUACCGCAAGGCGUAUACACCGAAUGGCUGGAUUUUGUUGGACAACUCGAGACAAUAGAUCAAAUAUCAAUCGAUCGAAGAUUCUUGAUCGACGAUUAUCAAGGCAUUCAAAUCCAUGGAUUUUGUGAUGCUAGCGGCGUUGCAUACGGCGCGUGUCUGUAUAUACGCUCGGCGGGAAAGGACGGCAAUGUGGUCAUUAAAUUAUUGUGCGCCAAAUCACGCGUCGCGCCGUUAAAGGUUAUCACCAUACCUCGUCUCGAACUUUGCGGCGCGUUACUAUUGGCCCGAUUGUAUAGUGAAGUAAGCAGCGCAUUGCCCCUAAACCCUUCCAAGGCAUUUUUCUGGUGCGAUUCGACCGUCGUUUUGCACUGGCUAAGCACGGCGCCUCAUCUGCUCAAUUCAUUCGUGGCGAAUCGCGUCGCGGAGAUACAAGGGCUUACGGAUCCGAAGAAAUGGCGGCAUGUCAGAUCAGAGGACAAUCCCGCCGACGCGAUAUCGCGAGGUCAGCUACCUCAUGCAUUUUCAAAAAAUCGGACGUGGUUUUCCGGACCGGCGUGGUUACGAGAGAGCGAAAACGAUUGGCCUAACGAACUUAUUCAUAUGAACGAGACACUCGAGUUAAAAAGAAAUGUUUGUUGA
Messenger RNA from Solenopsis invicta (red fire ant), 2328 nucleotides. RefSeq lists its product as uncharacterized. NCBI's taxonomy places the organism in Eukaryota, Metazoa, Arthropoda, Insecta, Hymenoptera, Formicidae. Bases 1 to 2328 code for a protein of 775 amino acids. The transcript has 3 exons. The record is from RefSeq and is a predicted model, not a curated record.